Molecule: messenger RNA, 450 nt
Organism: Ostreococcus lucimarinus CCE9901
Lineage: Eukaryota; Viridiplantae; Chlorophyta; Mamiellophyceae; Mamiellales; Bathycoccaceae
Exons: 1
Coding region: 1-450 (149 amino acids)
Molecular function (GO): peptidyl-tRNA hydrolase activity
Source: RefSeq, a predicted model, not a curated record
AUGCGACGCGUCGACGCGAGCGCGAGCGCGCCCGCGUCGACGAAGACGACGGAUGAUGAAUUGUACCAGUUCAUCGUUCUGCGGAAAGAUUUGGGACGCGCGCUGCGCUGGCCGCUCGGCGCGCUCGCGGCGCAGUGCGCGCACGCGGCGGUGAGCGCGGUGUGGACGUACGCCGAUCGCGAGGACACGCGAGAGUAUUGUUCGAAGGAAAACAUGGCGAACAUGCGCAAGGUGGUGCUGGAGAUAAAGAAUGAGAGUCAGUUGACGGCGCUGAGCGAAAAAUUGAAAGGAGACGGAAUCGAACACGCGCUGUGGAGAGAACAGCCGGAAGACGUGGUGACGUGCCUGGCGACGCGACCGUAUCGGCGCAGUGUGGUGGGGGGGUACUUUAAAAAGUGUAAUUUGGCCAAGGACGUGUUCGGCGCGGCGAAAGAGGGCGACUCGUCGUGA